Penicillium paradoxum is the source of this 822-nucleotide messenger RNA. Its product is annotated as DUF3632 domain-containing protein. The transcript is spliced from 2 exons. Bases 1 to 822 code for a protein of 273 amino acids. NCBI's taxonomy places the organism in Eukaryota, Fungi, Ascomycota, Eurotiomycetes, Eurotiales, Aspergillaceae. The record is from RefSeq and is a predicted model, not a curated record.
AUGAAACGUCUCCCCCAGAUCAGCGGCCGAACGAGGGCUGGCAGCAGCAUCGAUAAAGCGACUUCUAAUAAGAAUCUCCCAAGUGAAACUCAGCAUUGUCAUCACGACCAAGAGACCGUGACAGCAUACAGAUGGGCAGGCUCUCGCUAUACAGACGCGAAGGCGGACCCUAUCAUACGUGACUACCUCAGAGAAGGAUCCGACACUUCACUGUCCACAGUCGUGGAGUCUAUCACAAGCCUGCUGCCGAAGGAAGCUCCUCUGUCGGAUGAUGUCGCUGUAUUCGGGGAACUUAUUUUCGAGCUGUCCAAAGAACUCCCCUACCAGGGCUCAUCACAUGCAAGGCUGGUACAGCUCCUAGUGGCGCUCGCUCUGGAGCCUCUGGAGGAAGACCCGUGUGCAUAUGUCAACUGCCAUGCCUUCCUGGCCCGUCUUUUCGAGGCUCGCAUAUUUCAACCCGAUGCAAACUUCGCUGUGUGGACAAUGCGCGAUUCUCUCGAGAAGGACUUGAGUAAAAUUGACAUACAAAUCCGCAGCGCUUGGAUACUGGCUGCAGCGCAAUGGAUUCUCUGGCAGGGUCGAACGAUGUUCAAUCAAAUCGCCCCCUCGGUGAUCAGCAGAACUAAACCAAUCUACAGCAGCAUGUGGGCAGGAGGGCCACUUUACCAUGGUGAUAGUACUCUUUCUAUGCAACGAUGGCGCUUCUGGAAAGAGUCUUUCCGCAAGAUAUCCGAGGGGUCUGAUGUCACUGAUGAAUGCAAAGAUGCAGCUGCACAGAGUGUGAAGCUCAUGGAUGCCUAUGAAAGUGUGCUCAGAUUCUAG